Messenger RNA from Schizosaccharomyces cryophilus OY26, 1611 nucleotides. RefSeq names its product proteasome maturation factor Ump1. The coding region runs from base 1029 to 1418 and encodes 129 amino acids. NCBI's taxonomy places the organism in Eukaryota, Fungi, Ascomycota, Schizosaccharomycetes, Schizosaccharomycetales, Schizosaccharomycetaceae. Gene Ontology annotation, cellular component: cytoplasm; nucleus. The transcript is spliced from 2 exons. The record is from RefSeq and is a predicted model, not a curated record. Gene Ontology annotation, biological process: proteasome assembly.
CAAAAUCCUUUUUACGACCAUGCUUGUUUAGACUUGUCCAAGCCGAUGACGUCGACCCGAUAUUGUUUAAAGCACCAUUUUUUGAUGCAGGCCCUCCCAUUCCAUUUCGAUGGCGCACUGAUGUAGAUCCACUAUAAACGUUUCCUAAAGAUAAUAAAUCAUCAUGACGACCGAUAGAGCGGCCAUUUUCAUUGCUGCUUGCAAAACUGAGUUUUGGAGGCCCAAGGAUGAUAUCUUCGUGUUCUACGGGUUAGUUUAACUUGUCCCACCUUUAUGAAAAAGAAAAAGGAUGGUUCAUUCAGACACCGUGGAAAAGAUCAUCAUCCCUCUUCACCACACCAUCCUAAAAAAGAUAAAACUUACUUGAUUUGGCAAAUUUUCGUUCUGCUUGCAUUUGUCUUCCCUCAUCAUCAUGUUUACUGCGAAAACUUAAGUUAGUUGUUACUGCAUUCAAUCUUACGGAAAGCAAAUCCCAAUUCAAUAUUUGCACGACCCUAAAAUCCCUUCAUACCUUUUCAUUUCCUUCUCCUGACGAAUAUGUCGCUCACGAUCCGCUUUCAUAGCCUCUGGACUAAACAUGUGUUAAUAAAGCCCGGAAAAGAUGCAUUUUAUAUUUAUAGCAUAUUGAUUCUCAAAAAUAUUACACAAAACUACAUACAGUAUCCAUUCUGGUAAAUUUUCUGGUUUUUUUAUAAGCGGCGAUUUAGACAGAUACAGCAAAUCCGCUUCAGAAUACUGAAUCACUUGAGACAUUAUGAUGUCUCCUUUCCCCUUUCUUUUCCAAAUACUCUACUUUAAAAUUCGUCUCUAUUUUGGUUGUGGCCAAGUUCCUCCUUAUCUGUUUGUGUCAAGGUACCUUUUCGCGUUCUUGUACAGGAAGGGUAAUGCUCAACGAACCAAGUAACAGACAUCAUCAACAAGUGACAAGCCCUUCUGAAGACUCGAAAGCGAAGCGUACUGUGAAUUUCUCCAAUAACCACCACCAUCGAGUCUGUUCAAAGAAUAUUCUGUAACUUAAGAAUUCAACCAUGCAGAUUGUUCCUGAAUCAAAUGUGCCCUCCAAUGUUUCUGGAGAUUACAAACUGUCUGUUUUGAGCCCUCACGGCCCUACAGUUAACGAAUCAGAAAAUAAACAUCCUCUGGAAAAUCGCCUUGCCAACUGGGAAGCUCAACAAAGACAAGUUCGAUUGGAUAGUAUGCGUCGUAUCUAUGGUUUGCACGAGCCCGUUCGUCGUGAAAUGGAAUUGCGCUUGUCGACUCAGAGCGUCCGACCUAUGGCUUUGGGUGGUCCUAGUAACUUUCAUGCAGAUAUCCUUGCCAACCGUGAAGCUUGCUUAGACGAAACUGAUAUAUACACUAGCCAAGCCCCAAUGGAAAUGACUUUUCAAAACGAAAUGGCUGCUCGUUACGGUCUUUAAAAAGCUUUCUACACUUCUAUGAUCCUUCCUUCUUUUCCUUCUCUCAAACUUCCCUGUCUUCCUUUUGGCCUUAUUUGUUACUUUUAUAAUGAUAGAAUUAAGCGCAUACACUAGUUUCUUCCAAAUCGAUUUCUCUAUGGUUUCAUGAAUUUUAUCCACGUUUGUAGUUCUAUAAUAAAUCCUUCCAUAUCCU